AUGCCCACCACGCUUCGCGGGCAGUACACUGUGACCCUGGAGAACGUCACGGCUGUCGGCGGGAUGGCCGCUGAAGCGCGUGCCGCUGGGACGAACCUUGGCUCUGGGAGGUCAGGCACCAACCCUGAGGUGGACCUCAUGACGGAGAUUAGUUUGGCCGGGACGCCGCUUCAGAAUAUAACGAGAGGCUGGGGACCCUGCGACCGGCUGCCGUGGGAGCCGAGCGUGGAUGACCCGACGCGAGCGCGAGUGGAGACGCACCCCCUGGCAGUAUUGGCCGAGAGUGACCUGGGAGACCGUGGUUUGGCCGAGAGGGGGUUGGGCGAAACGUACACGUUUGUGCAGAUUUCGGUGAGUGCGUUGGAGACGCGGCACACCAACUGGGACAAUAUCUCCUACUUGCGCACGCGUGUGCAGCACAGUCUGGACGCCCUGCCGCUAACCUGCUACGCCGCGGGAGCGGGGGUGAUGGUGUACAUCAACGGCGAAUGCGCCGCGUGGCCGACGACGGGACCGGUGAAUGCGGCGGGCGAGUUCCUGUUCACCAUUCCGGCCGGAGUGAUAAGCGGUCUGGUGAGCAGCGCCGAUCUACCGCCAGCCGCACUCGACCUCAUAUUCACCUUCAACACCGCCUGCUUCGGCGACGUUGUCGGCGCCAUCGCCACCGCCUUCUCCAUCAUACCUUUCCAGUACCACGCGCCCAGUAGCUGCAUGGGCUUCCAAGACUGCGCAUCCUGUCUAUCCGCCGGCUGCAACUGGUGCGAAUGGGCCUGCGACGCCAACUGCGACAGUCUCCCCGAGUGGAUUCCCGACUACAGCUGGACUGAGGAAGCCCACUCCGGCGGCACCGGCCGCUGCGGUAUCCACCCCUACCUCUGCCGCGAAACACUCGGCGCUUUCAACACCUGCCGCGCAGACCACGGUGCAGUCAAGGACAUCCUCUGGCCCAUCACCUUCUUCAUCAUCCCCAUUGCGCUGCUCUACGCCAUCGUCCAAAUUCGGAACAAAACCUGGUAG
Messenger RNA from Gregarina niphandrodes, 1017 nucleotides. Its product is annotated as putative transmembrane protein. The transcript has a single exon. NCBI's taxonomy places the organism in Eukaryota, Apicomplexa, Conoidasida, Eugregarinorida, Gregarinidae. The record is from RefSeq and is a predicted model, not a curated record. The coding region runs from base 1 to 1017 and encodes 338 amino acids.